Molecule: messenger RNA, 1480 nt
Organism: Gracilinanus agilis (Agile Gracile Mouse Opossum)
Lineage: Eukaryota; Metazoa; Chordata; Mammalia; Didelphimorphia; Didelphidae
Product: regucalcin-like
Exons: 7
Coding region: 74-973 (299 amino acids)
Biological process (GO): L-ascorbic acid biosynthetic process
Molecular function (GO): calcium ion binding; gluconolactonase activity; enzyme regulator activity
Source: RefSeq, a predicted model, not a curated record
ACAGACUGAUUGGAUCAGCACUGAAGGGAAAUCCCCAAGGCUCUUUGCACAGGCAGGGGAAUCUCUGCUGAUAAUGUCCACUAUUAAGAUUGAGGCCAUUGCUCCGGAGGCUAGCAGGUGUGGAGAAUCUCCAGUGUGGGAGGAAAAAUCCAAUAGUCUCCUGUUUGUGGAUAUACCAAGCAAGAAGAUUUGCCGAUGGAAUUCACUCACCAAUCAAGUGCAGGAGAUUGUUGUAGAUAGUCCGGCCACCUCAGUGGCCAUUCGACGGAGUGGUGGAUAUGUUGCAACAGUAGGGACUCGGUUUUGUGUUGUGAACUGGGAAAACCAAUUGGUAUCUGACCUGGUUUCUGUGGAUCAAGAUAAGAAAAAUAAUCGAUUCAAUGAUGGGAAAGUAGAUCCAGCUGGGAGAUACUUUGCUGGUACCAUGGCUGAGGAAACUGCCCCUGCUGUACUGGAGAGACACCAAGGUUCCUUGUAUGCUCUCUUUCCUAAUGGCACUGUGAAGAAGUACUUUGAUAAUGUAGACAUCUCUAAUGGCUUGGACUGGUCCUUGGAUCACAAAAUCUUCUAUUACAUUGAUAGCCUAUCUUACUCUGUGGAUGCCUUUGACUACGAUCUGCAGACUGGAUUGAUUGUCAACCGCAGGAGUAUAUACAAGAUGGAAAAAGAAGAACAGAUUCCAGAUGGAAUGUGCAUUGAUACUGAAGGGAAGCUCUGGGUGGCUUGUUACAAUGGGGGGAGAGUGAUCCGAAUAGAUCCCGAAACAGGAAAAAGACUUCAAACAGUAAAGCUGCCUACUGAUAAAACAACUUCCUGCUGUUUUGGAGGAAAAGAUUAUUCUGAAUUAUAUGUGACCUCUGCCCGGGAUGGAAUGGAUCCUGAUAAACUUUCAAGACAACCUGAGGCAGGAAGAACUUUCAAGAUAACUGGACUGGGUGUAAAAGGAAUCGCCCCAUUUGCCUUUGCUGGAUAAAUCCUGAGCCUGUUCCGGAGUAACUUUCCCAGUCUUCUCCUUUUGCUGAAAUGCUUCGGAAGAACUUGGAUUCAAAUAGAUUUAGAUCAAAAGGGAAGCCUUAAAAUUGACUUUCCCCUAAAGAUUAAAUAACAGCCUUUGGCUGGUUUGGUCUUUAUUUGGAACAAUGUCUAAGGGCCACAUUGGAGUUGAUGAGUCUUUGUGGCUGGUUAGUUUGCCCUGCCAAAUGAAGAAAUCCCAGAGCACCUUGUGACAUGAAUAUAUUAUAUAUCUUCAUGAGCAAUCACAUGAGUCUUAAUCAUUCUGUCAGUACUCUAUAAAAGAGUCAGUAAAGAGUGCUGUGAAAUUGCCAAGGAUUAUUCUUCACCCAUCAAUUGACCUCAACCUCUACCCUGCCUCCCUUAUAAGCUCUACUUGAAGAGGGACCACAUCUAUUCUUCUGUUUUGUUAUAAAAAAGAUCUAGGAUAUAUCAUCUCUACCCAAUAAAUAUCAGCAUGCUUACCCUA